This is a messenger RNA of Polyodon spathula (Mississippi paddlefish), 2055 nucleotides long. Its product is annotated as leucine-rich repeat-containing protein 15-like. The record is from RefSeq and is a predicted model, not a curated record. Gene Ontology annotation, molecular function: protein binding. The transcript is spliced from 2 exons. Bases 165 to 1709 code for a protein of 514 amino acids. NCBI's taxonomy places the organism in Eukaryota, Metazoa, Chordata, Actinopteri, Acipenseriformes, Polyodontidae.
AUUCUCUGAGUGUUCUCUGGAAAAACCUUGUGCCCUGCUCCACACCCACUCUAAUCCACUCUACAGUAUAUACUGGUCCUUUGUGUCUUCAGAAACCCUGCUUUUCUCACAUCGAUAAUGACUAUUGUUGACCUUGGAAUACAGAACUUAAACCAGGGACCAGAAUGCCUCCCAUAUUCCUAGUCCCCAUUUGUCUUCUGUCCAUGCUGUCUGGAUUUCAGUGCCAGACUUAUAAGACUAACGAACAUCAGGACGUCUAUUCCCAAGCGGAUACAUUAGAAAUCCCAGCUCAUCUAAAAGCAGAUGUGACGGAAGUGUUUUUCUUGGGAACUGGUAUUUCAGAGAUCAAAAAUGGGGCCUUUAAAAACAACCCCCAGCUAUCAAAGAUCAGCUUUCUUAACAACCCUAUUGUUUCAAUAGAAACUAAUGCAUUUGAAGGUUUAGGCAGCAUUUCAGAAAUUGAAGUUUCAGGCGGUCAGCUGCAGUCGCUACCUGUUGGUGUCUUCGACAGCGUUAAAAACCUGGAAACUCUCAUAUUAAAGAACAACAAAAUCCACACAAUACAGAAAGGAUUAUUCAAUGGACUUACACGUUUGAAAUCUCUUGAACUGCACAUGAAUGCAAUCGAUUCACUUCCUGAAGAAAUAUUUGAUCAGCUUGAAAACCUUGAAACUCUUCACCUGGCCAAAAACCAUAUAACCUCUGUUUCAAAAGAUAUUUUCAGUAAACUUCAUAACCUUAAAAAGCUCAGACUUUAUGAGAACGAGCUCAGAGCUGUUCCUGAUGGCAUCUUUGAUAACCUGCCCAAUUUGACUGAGAUCGCACUGCAAUCCAACAAGAUCGAAACGUUGCCUCCUGGUCUAUUUGCACAAAAUACAAAUGUAGAGAAGCUGUACAUGGAAAAUAAUUCAAUUUCACAGUUACCAUUAGGAAUUUUCUUUGGUCUUCCUAAAAUCAAAUAUCUAAAGAUUGAUAAUAACCAACUAACAAAACUGCCGGAUGUUCUUUUUGGAGCAAUGCCCAAACUGACUGAUCUUAAGCUUUCUAACAAUGCUCUCACAACUCUCCCAGAUAGGAUCUUCAGCAAUCUCACCUCUCUGCAGAAACUAGUUCUGUCCAACAAUCACAUUACUCAUUUGACAAGCUCAAUUUCUGAGGGGCUGAAAAAGCUGGUGGACCUAGAUUUACAAAAUAAUAAUCUGAAGUCCUUGGACAGCCAGACAUUUGUCCUUUUGCCCAAACUCAAAAAAUUAUCACUUAAAGGUAAUCCGUGGAAUUGUGACUGCAAUUUGAUCAAUCUUGUCAACUGGAAAAAAGCAAAUCCGACAAAGGUCAAGUCAUCCUCACCUGGGACUUGUGAAAGUCCUGAAAAUCUGAAAGGUAAAGCCUUAAAAUCCUUAACAGAAGACCAGCUCAUUUGUCUAACUACUCCUGUUGUCAUCACCACACCAGCACCUACCACCACGACAGCCUUCUCAACUACAGUAAGUACUACAGAGCAACCAACUACCAUUGUAUCGACGACACCACCAUCACCAACCACAACUACAGAGGACACUGCUACAAUUUCAACCCUGUCACCUGAAGCUAUUCCAAGCCAGUGCACCCUUACUGAAGUAAAUGGGACUAGCGUUAUAAACUGUGUGAUCUCUAAAUGUCCUGUUAUUAAAGUUGAAGCCCAGAUAUUUGAUGAUGACAAUAAGAAUUAAUUCAAUCACACCCUCUUUAGUCACUGAUCUCAGUUCUCUCAGUGUGCCAAGGCUACAUUGACCGUUAUUAUUAGCUAAACCUUGAGGUCAACUUGAAAUAAUACAACAGCUUGUCUGCCUAUAUUGUUAGUAGUGCAGAAACUGUAGUUCACAGUUCAAUUCAAUUGUUAUUGUAUUUACUGAGCGUGUAUGCUUUUCUGUUCGCAUACUUGUAUCUGAAGUUAUAAUUCAUUUGUGCAUUUAUUUUGUGUAGCUCCUUUCAAGCCAGGGCAUCCCAAAGUGCUUCACAUGACAAAUAAAUAUACUAUACAAUAAUAUAAUAUAAUGUAAUAUAAUAUAAUAUAAU